Centropristis striata (black sea bass) is the source of this 1304-nucleotide messenger RNA. RefSeq names its product intelectin-like. Bases 147 to 1289 code for a protein of 380 amino acids. The record is from RefSeq and is a predicted model, not a curated record. Gene Ontology annotation, molecular function: oligosaccharide binding. The transcript is spliced from 7 exons. Lineage: Eukaryota; Metazoa; Chordata; Actinopteri; Perciformes; Serranidae.
UGUCUUACAAAAAUAGGUGCUGAGAACAGAUUUCUGAAAGUCUAUCGAGUGCUGUUGAAGCUUAAUGUACUAAAUAAAAUAAAAAUGUUGUUCCUUGAUGGUGGUUCUGAAACCUUUCAGCGUAACCUGGAAAGAACAUUAACACAAUGAAACUGAACAUGUUUCACCACACACUUUUGUUGUUGUUGGUUUUGGUGGUAGUGGAAGAUGCUUCCUCUGCAUCUACUUUACAAAUAGGUAAAAACAACAACAACAACAACAACAACAACAACAAACAUAUCUCGAGAUGCAUACAUCACUACUAUCUAAUUUUCCAAUUUUUACCAAAUUUGACUGUACUUGCAAAUGAAGAGCUCACCCAUGCGGAAGACACAGAGGACAGAGAGGACACUGAGACAGCUCAGAACAUCUCCAGGUCAAACUUUGAACACUUGGAGAGACUGAGCAACAGGUCCAGAUAUGUUGCGAGGAGCUGCAGAGAGAUCAGGGACAGAUACAAUGAGCAAGAAGACGGGUUGUACUACCUGACCACUGCUAAUGGCAUGGUCUACCAGACUUUCUGUGACAUGACCACUGCAGGAGGCGGCUGGACGCUGGUGGCGAGCGUCCAUGAGAACAGCAUUUAUGGAAAGUGCACAGUGGGAGAUCGCUGGUCGAGCCAGCAGGGCAACAAUGCUGAUCUGCCAGAUGGAGACGGGAACUGGUCCAACAGAAACACCUUUGGAGCAGCAGAGAGUGCCACCUCGGAUGAUUAUAAGAAUCCAGGUUACUAUGAUAUAACAGCAGAAGACAUGUCUGUGUGGCACGUUCCCAACAACUUCCCACUGGAGCACUGGAACCUGGCCGCCAUCCUCCGAUACCACACUGUCAACCGCUUUCUGGGCCUGUAUGGAGGGAACCUCUUUCAGCUCUUCAGGCAAUAUCCAGUGAGGUACAACAUUGGCUCCUGCAGCAACAGAGGGCCAGCUAUUCCCAUCGUGUAUGACCAUGGAGACAGAGAGAGCACCAGAAUGUUAUAUGGACCCCACGCAAGAGGGGAGUUUGAACCAGGUUUCAUCACAUUCAGAGCAAUAAACAAUGAACGUGCAGCCAUGGCUAUCUGCUCCGGGGUCAAGCCGACUGGAUGCAACACUGAACAUUACUGUGUAGGAGGAGGUGGAUAUUUCCGGGAAGCAGCCCCUAAUCAGUGUGGAGACUUUCCAUCAUUUGACUGGGGCAGAUUUGGUGAUCAAGGCUGGAGCGCUUCCAAAGAGAUAACUGAAGCUGCUGUUUUACUGUUCUAUCGCUGAGAAGACUUACAGAUU